AUGUUGGAAAAGUAUCUAGUGCGAGAGGCUAGGCGGGAUAAGGAAAGAUCUUUGGAGGAUCAGCAGAUAUUCUCGCGCAAAUUUGAUCUCCAUCAGUACUUUUCCCCAGCUAGUAGAAAUACUAAGAGAUUUAUUUAUUAUGAUCAAAUUUCUAGAAUUUCUCAUGUUCACGAUGCCAACGAGAUGGCUGGUGACAAGAAGAGCUUAGUGGUUGCUGUUGAUGGAGCUUGUCAUCAAGACGGGAAUGCUUCGGGAAGCAAAUCAUUUUAUGGAAUAUUCUUCGGGGAGGAUUCAAGUUUCAAUACGUUCGACACGAUAGAGGGAUCUGAUGGGGGACAGCAAACUAAAGACUACGCGCAGCUGGUUGCCGUUGAUCGUGCACUGAAUCUCAUAAACAGCUCAGUCCUUGAAAACUGGCGUUCCACUAGCGAGCGUGAAGUAUCAUUCACAAUCGUUAUCAUGACGGAUUCAACAUAUGUUUAUGACACCUUCACCACGUCGAUUUGGCUAUGGCGCAAAAAUGGCUUUGAAAGUUCCGAGGGUGAAGAGGUCGUUAACCGUGAGUUGAUAGACAAGAUUGAUAAAGCUAUUUUGGAUCUUGCGGAGCACGAAGUUUUGGUUCGUUUUUGGAGCGUCCCGAGAGAGGAUAAUAUAGAAGCGGAGAAAUUGGCACAUCGUGCUUUGCAAGAUGGCAGGUAA
Messenger RNA from Botrytis deweyae, 699 nucleotides. RefSeq lists its product as uncharacterized. The transcript has a single exon. The record is from RefSeq and is a predicted model, not a curated record. Gene Ontology annotation, molecular function: RNA-DNA hybrid ribonuclease activity; nucleic acid binding. The coding region runs from base 1 to 699 and encodes 232 amino acids. Lineage: Eukaryota; Fungi; Ascomycota; Leotiomycetes; Helotiales; Sclerotiniaceae. Gene Ontology annotation, biological process: DNA replication, removal of RNA primer.